This is a messenger RNA of Argentina anserina (silverweed cinquefoil), 1385 nucleotides long. RefSeq names its product syntaxin-121-like. Gene Ontology annotation, molecular function: SNAP receptor activity; SNARE binding. Gene Ontology annotation, cellular component: plasma membrane; endomembrane system; SNARE complex. The record is from RefSeq and is a predicted model, not a curated record. Gene Ontology annotation, biological process: exocytosis; vesicle fusion; intracellular protein transport. NCBI's taxonomy places the organism in Eukaryota, Viridiplantae, Streptophyta, Magnoliopsida, Rosales, Rosaceae. The transcript is spliced from 2 exons. Bases 223 to 1182 code for a protein of 319 amino acids.
CUGUUAACACACUUCCUGCCAUCCUUCCUUCCUCUUUCUCCUUUCUCAUUACAAAGACCGCGUCCAUCAUCAACUACGUCGUUGACUAUUCUCAAGCCGCCUCCACCAACUCUCUCUACUUCUUCUUCUUCUUCUUCCUCUUCCUCUCUAAUCCUCCCCGCAUUUUCUUCUCUCUAUCUCUCACUUUAUUGAUCUUAUCCAAACUCCGGUGAGUUGUUAGAGAUGAAUGAUCUGUUCUCGGGGUCCUUCUCCCGGUUCCGCAGCGAGCCGGACAACGACGAGCACGUCAUCGAGAUGUCGUCGGCGACGGGGGCGUCCGGCACCGGCGUCAAUCUCGACAAGUUCUUCGGCGACGUGGAGUCGGUCAAGGACGAGCUCAAGGAGCUGGAGAGGAUCCACCAGAACCUCCAGACGGCUCACGAGCAGAGCAAGACGCUCCACAACGCCAACACCGUCAAGGACCUCCGAUCUCGUAUGGACGGUGACGUCACUCUCGCUCUCAAGAAGGCCAAAGUCAUUAAGGUCCGCCUCGAGGCGCUGGAUCGCUCCAACGCCGCCAACCGGAGCCUGCCUGGCUGCGGCCCGGGGUCGUCGUCGGACCGGACCAGGAUCUCCGUCGUCAACGGGCUGAGGAAGAAGCUGAAAGACUCCAUGGACGGCUUCAACUCGCUGAGACAGAAGAUCUCUCUCGAGUACAGAGAGACCGUCCAGAGGAGGUACUACACCGUCUCCGGCGAGAAUCCUGAUGAGAAAACCCUCGACCUCCUCAUCUCCACCGGCCAGAGCGAAACGUUCCUGCAGAAGGCGAUCCAAGAGCAAGGCAGGGGACAAGUGCUGGACACGAUCAACGAGAUCCAGGAGCGGCACGACGCCGUUAAGGACAUGGAGAAGAAUCUGCAGGAGCUGCACCAGGUGUUUCUGGACAUGGCGGUGCUGGUCCAGGCCCAGGGGGAGCAGCUGGACGACAUCGAGAGCCAUGUCCAGAGAGCCAGCUCCUUCGUCAGGGGUGGGACGCAGGAGCUGGGCAAGGCCAGGGUGUACCAGAAGAACACCCGCAAGUGGACUUGCUACUUGAUCAUAUUGUUGCUGGUGAUUGCUUUGAUUAUUAUUUUGAGUUUGAAGCCGUGGAAUUGGGGCGGCGGUAACACCACGCCAGCACCGCCACCGCCUCCAGCGGCGUAGGAGGAGCAGUGUUGUUGAUAUUGUUAUUGGUUAUGGUUACAUAGUAGCAGUAAUUUCAGUUAUUGAUUUGUUGUAUAUUUUUUGAACUGUGGGGAUUCCUAAAUUUUCUCUGUAAUUAGAUUGCAAUCCUGAUCGGGUAACCGGGUUGCUUUGCUCUUUUGCAAUCUUUAACUAUGCAUCUAAGAACUGGUUACGAUUUUUCA